AGACAAUCUACCAAUUCUUCUUCUCACUAGUGUGCAGAUAGGCGUCCGCCGUUCAUCUGUAAGGGAGACUAAAGUAGUCAACGAAGUGGCCGUUUCUAAAUACAAAUCCUUCCGCCGGAGGAUACCGCUAUAAUGGGUGUUUUUCACGGAAAUGGACUUUAUAGCAGUUUCCUUGCGCACAGAUUCUGAUAGAAACAACACAUUUUGACGCCUGCUAGCUAGCGUUAGUUCUCGCCACUGUCCGGUGGUUUUGGUUUUGUCUUUUGCAAGAGUCUCCAAGCGAGGGAUAUAAACAAGGGAUCUUACAGGGAGACGGACUUGAACUGCAAACAUGUCUGGGGCGUCUGUGAAAGUCGCUGUUCGAGUUCGACCCUUCAACUCGAGGGAGAUAAGCAAGGAGUCAAAAUGUAUCAUUCAGAUGCAAGGCAACACUACAACUAUCCUCAACCCCAAAGCCCCAAAGGAACCAGCAAAGACCUUCAGUUUUGACUACUCCUACUGGUCUCAUACCUCUCCCGAUGACCCCUGCUUUGCUUCACAGAACCUUGUGUACAAUGACAUUGGAAAGGAAAUGCUGCAGCAUGCUUUUGAGGGUUAUAACGUCUGCAUCUUCGCUUAUGGCCAGACAGGAGCUGGCAAAUCCUACACCAUGAUGGGCAAGCAGGAGGAGGGGCAGGAAGGAAUCAUUCCCAUGCUGUGUGAAGAUCUGUUUGAGAAGAUCAAUGAGGACGGCAACAAAGAGGAGCUCUCCUACUCAGUAGAGGUCAGUUACAUGGAGAUCUACUGCGAGCGCGUCCGAGAUUUGCUCAACCCCAAGAACAAAGGGAACCUACGAGUCCGAGAACACCCGCUGUUGGGUCCCUAUGUAGAGGAUCUGUCCAAGCUAGCUGUCACCUCCUACACAGACAUCGCUGACCUGAUGGAUGCAGGCAACAAGGCCAGAACUGUGGCUGCCACCAACAUGAAUGAGACAAGCAGCAGGUCCCAUGCUGUUUUCACCAUUGUCUUCACUCAGAGGAAACACGACAGCGAGACGGACCUCUCCACAGAAAAGGUCAGUAAAAUUAGUCUGGUAGACUUGGCAGGCAGUGAGCGAGCAGAUUCAACUGGAGCUAAAGGUACCAGGCUAAAGGAGGGAGCAAACAUCAACAAGUCUCUCACCACGUUAGGAAAGGUUAUCUCUGCCUUGGCUGAAGUGGAUAAUUGUACCAGCAAGAGCAAGAAGAAGAAGAAGACUGAUUUCAUCCCAUACAGGGACUCUGUUCUGACAUGGCUGCUGAGGGAGAACCUCGGUGGGAACUCCAGAACAGCCAUGGUAGCUGCCCUCAGUCCUGCAGACAUAAACUACGAUGAAACCCUCAGCACUCUGCGCUAUGCUGACCGCGCCAAGAACAUCAAAUGCAAUGCUGUCAUCAAUGAGGAUCCCAACAAUAAGCUGGUGCGCGAGCUGAAGGAUGAAGUGGCCCGGCUGAAGGAACUGCUCCGUGCCCAGGGCCUGGGAGACAUUCUGGACAUUGAUCCUAUGGGGGAUGAUUGCCCAGGAAGUGGAAUCAAAUCAGGUGACGGUGCCCAAAGCUUUAAAAUGCCCCUUCUGAGUUCUCAAACUGAGGCUCAGAGCUACAGACGGAAAGACCUCAAAGACAUUCAGAACAAUAAGAAUAGAUACUUGAUAGCCUCAGAGAACCAACGCCCUGGCCAUUUCUCCACAGCCCCUAUUGGUUCCCUGACAGCCUCGCCGUCCUCUGGCUCGCUGUGCAGCCAGGGGGGCCUUCAGUCAGUCACCAGCAUCCAAGAGCGCAUCAUGUCCACGCCUGGAGGGGAGGAAGCCAUUGAAAGACUCAAGGAAUCAGAAAAGAUCAUUGCUGAGCUCAAUGAAACCUGGGAGGAGAAACUGCGAAAGACUGAGGCAAUCCGCAUGGAGAGGGAGGCUUUGCUUGCAGAGAUGGGCGUGGCAAUCCGUGAAGAUGGAGGCACUUUGGGUGUAUUCUCUCCUAAAAAGCUUAGCGAUGAAGGGCCAUUUGACGAGCCUUUUGAUUGUUUUGCCACCAAAAAGCCUUGCGAUCUCUAUGCAGACUUUAACGGGGUAUUCUCACCUAAAAAGACCCCACACCUGGUUAACCUGAAUGAGGAUCCUCUCAUGUCUGAGUGUCUGCUCUACUACAUCAAAGACGGAAUUACAAGAGUGGGUCAGGCCGACGCAGAGAGAAGACAGGACAUUGUUUUAAGUGGUGCUCAUAUCAAGGAAGAACACUGCUACUUCCGCAGCGAAAGGAAUGCCAAUGGAGAUGUUAUUGUCAUGCUGGUGCCCUGCGAGGGAUCGGAGACCUACGUCAACGGCAAGCGUGUUGAGGACUCGAUCCAGCUUCGUUCAGGCAAUCGCAUCAUUAUGGGAAAGAACCACGUGUUCCGGUUCAACCACCCAGAGCAGGCCAGAGCUGAAAGGGAGAAGACGCCAUCGGCCGAAACCCCCGUGGAGCCCGUUGAUUGGACAUUUGCUCAGAGAGAACUCCUGGAGAAACAGGGCAUUGACAUGAAGCAGGAAAUGGAGAAAAGACUCACUGAGAUGGAAAUCUUGUACAAAAAAGAGAAGGAAGAAGCCGAUCAGCUUUUGGAGCAGCAGCGACUGGUUUACGAGAGCAAAUUGCAGGAACUUCAGAAACAGGUGGAGACUCGCUCACUGGUAGCUGAGACACCCGAUGAAGAAGAGUUGGAGGAGGAGGAGGAAGAGGAAGUGCCGUGGACUCAGCAUGAGUUUGAGCUGGCUCAGUGGGCCUUCAGGAAGUGGAGGUACCAUCAGUUCACCUCCCUUCGAGAUCAGCUGUGGGGAAAUGCCGUCUACCUAAAAGAGGCUAAUGCCAUCAGUGUGGAACUGAAGAAGAAAGUCCAGUUCCAGUUUGUCUUGCUGACAGACACACCAUACUCGCCACUGCCCCCUGAGCUCCUUCCCCCAGAGCCAGAGAAAGAUCGUGACCCGAGGCCUUUCCCUCGCACCGUGGUCGCUGUAGAGGUUCAAGACCUGAAGAAUGGAGCCACGCACUACUGGUCCCUUGAAAAACUCAAGCAGAGGCUGGACCAGAUGAGAGCGAUGUACGACCGCGCUGGAGAAAUGGCCUCCACGCACCAGGAGGAUUGCGAGGGCACUCUGACAGGAAACGACCCCUUCUAUGACCGUUUCCACUGGUUCAAACUUGUGGGGAGCUCCCCCAUCUUCCACGGUUGCGUCAAUGAGCACCUGGCUGACCGCACACCCUCUCCUACUUUCUCCACCACCGACUCGGAGAUCACGGAGAUGGCGGACGAGCGCCAGAGCGAGAUGUCUGACUUGAUCGACGACGAGGCGUUCGUGGACGACACAAGCUCAGACGCCGGCACCGAGGAGGGCUCGGACAUCUUCAGCGACGGCCAGGACCCCUUCUACGACCGCUCCCCCUGGUUCAUCCUGGUGGGAAGAGCUUUUGUGUACCUGAGCAACCUGCUGUACCCUGUACCUCUGGUUCACCGUGUUGCCGUAGUAACAGAGAAGGGCGAGGUGCGUGGCUUCCUGCGUGUGGGGGUCCAGGCUAUAGCUGCUGACGAGGAAGCUCCAGACUACGGGUCAGGAGUGAGGCAGUCAGGAACCGCCAAGAUUUCCUUUGAUGAUGAAUACUUCAAAAAGAACGACUUCCCCUCCAAGGUCAUAACCCGCUCCGGGUUGUCCCUGGAAGAGCUGCGCAUCGUAGAGGGUCAGGGUCAGAGUUCAGAGGUCAUCACACCCUCAGAGGAGCUCAACAGAAUCAAUGACAUGGACCUCAAGCUGGGUAACAUUGGAGAAACCAAACUAAGUCAUGGUGAUGAUCUGGCAAGCCACUUGGAGGUGGGCAGCGUCUUUACCUUCCGUGUCACUGUGCUCCAGGCCAGCGGCAUCCCGCCUGAGUAUGCUGACAUCUUCUGCCAAUUCAAUUUCUUGCACCGUCACGAUGAGGCUUUUUCCACCGAGCCUCUGAAAAACACUGGCAAAGGAGCUCCUCUGGGCUUUUACCACGUCCAGAAUAUUUCUGUCGAAGUUACAGAGUCUUUUAUUGAGUACAUCAAGAGCAAGCCCGUUGUGUUUGAAGUGUUCGGCCACUACCAGCAGCACCCGCUGCACCUCCAUGGCCAGGACGUGAUCAGUCCUCCAACACCAUCCAGGAAAUACUAUCCUAUUCCCAUGCCUCUGUCCAAACCAGACCAUACCCGUAAGAUAGAGUUGAUCCGCUACCUCGUGAGCGGCUAUGUGAACGGCAAAGUGCUGGACACGCUGUCCGAGCACGCCAACUCCCUGGCGUCCUCUGCUCUGGCCAGUCUGGAGGAUGAGGCUGACCAGCUCUCUCACUUCCCCUUCCUCCCAGUGGCCAGUGACCCUGUGCUAACUGUCCCCAAGCAUCAUGUUCCAGCCACCAAGUUGAACACCAUCACCAAAUCCAACCUGGGUCAGUGUGUCAGCAAGUACGACCUGCUGGUCUGGUUUGAGAUCAGCGAGCUGGAGCCCACUGGAGAGUACAUCCCAGCCAUCGUGGAUCACAGUGGAGGCCUGCCAUGCCAUGGUACCUACCUGCUGCACCAGGGGAUCCAGCGGAGGAUCACAGUGACCCUCAUCCACGAGAAGGGCAGCGAGCUUCAUUGGAAAGAUGUUCGUGAGCUGGUUGUAGGUCGUAUCAGGAACAAGGCUGAAGUGGAUGAUAGCGCAGCCGAUGCUGUCCUGUCCCUUAACAUCAUUUCUGCUAAGAACAUCAAGUCAUCCCACAACAACAACAGGCUUUCUAUUGAUAAGGAUAUUGAUAGGACUUUCUAUCGCUUUGAGGCAGUGUGGGACAGCUCCCUGCACAACUCCCUCCUGCUCAACCGCGUCACUCCCUAUGGAGAGAAGAUCUACAUGACCUUAUCUGCGUAUCUGGAGCUGGACCAUUGCAUCCAGCCUGCCAUUAUCACCAAAGACAUCUGCAUGGUCUUUUACUCCCGAGACGCCAAAAUUUCCCCACCCCGUUCCCUCAAGAACCUCUUUGGGACUGGAUACUCCAAAACUCCUGACUGCAACCGAGUGACUGGGAUCUACGAGCUGAGCUUGUGUAAGAUGUCUGACACUGGAAGCCCAGGGAUGCAGAGGAGGAGGAGGAAGGUCCUGGACACAUCAGUGGCUUACGUGCGUGGAGAGGAGAACCUGGCCGGCUGGAGGCCCAGAGGAGACAGCCUCAUCCUAGAGCACCAGUGGGAGCUAGAGAAGAUGGAGCAGCUGCAGGAGGUGGAAAAGACCCGUCACCUUCUGGCGCUGAGAGAGAAGCUGGGAGAGGCAGCUCCCGUGGGAACAGCUCCCACCACCAAGUCCCUGAGCGAGUCUCUGUCCCCCAGCAUGAGCUCCGGCACUCUGUCCACGUCCACCUCCAUCUCCUCGCAGAUCUCCAGCACCACCUUUGAAAGCGCCAUCACGCCGAGCGAGAGCAGCGGCUACGAUUCCGCCGACAUCGAGAGCCUGGUGGAUCGUGAGAAGGAGCUGGCCACCAAGUGCCUGCGCCUUCUGACACACACCUUCAAUAGUGAAUACAACCAGCUGGUGAACAGCAUCAGUGACUGCAAGCUUUCUGACAUCUCACCGAUCGGACGUGAUCCAUCCGUGACGAGCUUCAGCAGUGCCACUCUCACCCCUUCCUCUACCUGCCCCUCUCUGUCGGACUCCCGCUGUGGCUCCAUGGACCAGAAGACCCCUGAGAACAGCUCACGUGCCUCCAGUCCCUCCUGCUCAGACUAUGAAAACUUCCCGAUGGUUCCCACUCUGGAGACCUCCUACCUUGCGCGGGCUGCAAAGAACGAGUUCCUCAACUUGGUGCCUGAUAUUGAAGAAAUGCGACCAGGAUCUGUUGUGUCUAAGAAGGGUUUUCUAAGCUUCAUGGAGCCUCGCUCUAACUCAUGGGUGAAGCAUUUUGUGGUUGUUCGCCGGCCCUACGUCUUCAUCUACAACAGCGACAAGGACCCCGUGGAGCGAGGCGUCCUCAACCUCUCCACAGCACAGGUGGAAUACAGCGAAGACCAGCAGGCCAUGCUUAAGACGCCCAACACAUUUGCAGUGUGCACAAAACAUCGAGGCAUCCUCCUGCAGGCCAACAACGAGAAAGACAUGAACGACUGGCUGUAUGCUUUUAAUCCUCUGCUAGCAGGAACGAUAAGAUCUAAGCUGGCGAGGCGGCGCAGCGGCCUGACGAAGAACUGAGUGGGCGGAGCGGGAAAACCACCGCUUCCAUCCUUUCUGAAAAGCCUUUGAAAAUACCGAAAAUACCAAGUGUUAAAACUUAUUAAUCAUUGUGAUUCUUGACGGUUUUCUCUUGUAAGUAGACUUGUGGCUUAAGUCUCUUUUCAUGCAACUAAAACGUUUAAGUUCCACAGAACUUUUGCCUCCCCGCUUCCCUCCAGCAACCCCGCUGCCAACUUAGCUUUCCUUCUCUCUAUUCCCUCCCCUCAGCUUUUUGUGUUUUCGUUUCGAUGACAAUGUUUGGGUCUAAUUUUGUUCCGCUUCGUUGUCAUUCCCAAACUCCCCUAACUAAGUAGCAUGUUGUAGUAGUCUACUUGUGUGUGCACGACUCUUUAGAAACUUUCCGUUUGCCAAUCAUCUGUACAAAAAAAUGUCUCUAUCAGUGUUAUUUGUCUCCUGAAAUGAGUUUCAUUCUAUUUUGGGGGUUUUUUGUUGUUGGUUUUUUAUUAAAUUAACAUGCUUGCAUGAUACCUGCAGCAGUCCUCAGGAGAAGACCAGGUUUGCUCAGUUUAAAACAAAAAACAAAAAUUAACCAAAUCAGCCAGCUUACAUUUGAAACCAUGAAGGAAAAAUCUACAGAUCUCUCCAAGUGACGUGUUAGUUUAUGCUCUGCUACCUAAACUAUAGCUGCUAAUAGAUUUAUAGGGUAUUUUUCUUCUCGCAGUGAGAUUUGCAUCAGGCUGAACCGUCUCUGAAACAAAAACUCAAAGUGGGAAUGAAAUUUGACAGGAGGGCCACGCCGGAUUUCCACUGUCAUCCACGUCAUACUUAGAUCCUCCUCAAUCUGUGUACAUACGCCGCCUCUAAACCCCCGAUAGUGCCAGUGUCAGUUAGUGAGUCAGUAAAAUACUCAUGCAUUUGUGUUAACAUAAAAACUGCAGACUAUCUAGAGACAAACAAGCGAGGAUCGCGUCAUAUCUCAGCAGUUUCAAAAAAAAAACAAUGACCGAUUGUUCCUGCAGGAGUAGAUUCGGGCCCCUUUUUGCUUUUUCAUCCCAAGGAAUAAAAACAGGGUUACAAGGAGAUGAGGAGGAGGAUUAGGAGGAUGAAAACGAACUAGAGGGAGAACUUGAUUUGUACAUGCGGUCUGUUCUGGGAUCAGUGUGGUAGUUAACCCUCAUUUAACACAUUCCUCUCUGCUCCUCUAGCUUGCUCUAACUCACUAAGAAUCAGAAAGCCUUGACAUUUACUGCUAUUAACUUUACACUCUUGUUAUAAAGACGCAAAGAAAACAAGGGUGGAAAGGUUUAGGAGGACGUAAGGAAAACGAAUGAAGGUGCAAUGUUUCUUUUGCUUUUUGCUUUGACGCCAGUGGUUAGCCAGCAAAGCUGCUUUUAAAUGGCCCACAGGACAGAUUACGAUGUAGUCCCAUGACUCCCCUCGCUGUCACACCAGUAUCGGCUGAAAUCUCUGAAGUGAAGUACUCGUGUUCAGCAGCACCACAGGGAACCGUGUGUUCAUUUUUCUAUUCUUAUUCUUGAAUCAAAACCUCAUCUAACUCUCAUUGUGUUCAUUUUUUUUUAUUUUAACAUUGUUAUUUUUUUUCUUAUGGUUUUAAUCAUUCCACAAUGAAGGUUUCUAUGAAAUGUAACAGAGGGCAUUUAUUUCUUAAUUUUUUUUAACCUUAUUUUGCACAUUAACACAUAUCUAUAGCAAGGACAGAGACACAGCCACAUAUGUUGAGUCCAGGAUUGUAUUUGAGCAUCAGGAACAAAUGAUAAGAGCACAUAUCAGGAGUACACUGGAUAGCUGUUUCUCAAAGGGUUUAAUAGAAGGAAAGAAGUUAAAGGGACUACAUAUUCAAAGGUCUUAUUUCUGAUACUACCCCAUGAAAAUAUUUGCUCUGUGUGCCGUGCUGCAGCUGCUACAUUCGGCUCCGGAUUCACUUUUUGGCGCCUACGCCUCUCGAGAUGUGUUAAUGCAGACAGGCAUUAAAAAACUCUGGUCAACCAGCCAGCAGUCUGCCUGCUGUGUCGUAUGAAAUGCGUGGAAGGAGAGGUACCAACUGUCUGUUACAUAUAGAUAAAAAAAUAAAGCUCUGACAUGACCUCGGGUCAGCCAGCCUGACGGUCAGAGAAACAGAAACGUGCUGGAUUGUGGAUCUCUGAGCUGCACAUCAAAGAUGCACCUAUGCACAGAUCAAAUCUCAAAAGUGCAAUGUACCUCAUAUACAUGUUGAUGCGAAGCGCUGCCAGAGCAAACGUUUUCACUUCAUUUGCAGAGGUGUUUUUAUUUUGGAUUGUGUAUUUAUUGUUUGCAAUGUAUAUAUAUUAGUUUGCAGCUCUUUGCACAUAUUAAUAAAAGGUUCAACUAACUGAUCAAAUAAAGUCUGUGCGGUUUAGUUGUUCCACUCAUAUUAAACCAAAUGAUAGUGUGGCAGCCUGUUCUAGUGUGAACUGGGAGAGGGUUUGAAUGUAAGAGAGAGGGGGGAAAAAAGGAAAAGGAGACCUAAAAUGUAACCCCCUGCACCUCAACUGAGGAGAUGAGUUACAUCAGUGCUUCCUCUUUAUUAGAAAGCGGUUUGAGUGAAUUAGAAGUCUGUUGGGUUUUUUGGGUUGUUUUUUUUUGAGGAUAUCUACUCAUUAGUCAUACUAGGCAUCCAUCUGAACUCUAUCAAAAUAAAGGUGUAUUUUAACUUUUUAUUUUUUCUAAUAUCAGGGAUAUAGGACUAUACAAAGUAGCUUGUGACAUCUAAAACGACAGCACACUUAUUGUGUCUUUCUUCACCUCAUCACUUUUUUCUGUGUGUGUGUGUGUUUGUUUUUCCGUUGAUGCCUUUCAAACAAAACUAGCCAUGAUAUUUUCCACCUUCCCCCUCUGACAAUUAAUAUCAGUUAACCUCGCUCCCUUUCAGAUUUGUUCACCAAAAGGAAAAAAAAAAAAUGUCAUUAACGCUGUACAUUAUUUGUCAGACCGGUUUCAUUUUCAUACUUACUUUGUAAAUAUCUAUGUUGUAUGGAGCUUGAACUAAAAUGUAAAUAUGUUUACUGUAUUUGUAAUAAUUAUAAUCCAUUCGCUGUAUAGCAUAGAUGUGUCAUGCAGAUAUCCUAAUUCUGUGUAUGGUAAUCUUGCACCAUUGAACUGUUUAGUGAAUGAGGCAACAAUAAAGUGCAAAGCGUGCAUUAGCA
Molecule: messenger RNA, 9387 nt
Organism: Pelmatolapia mariae (spotted tilapia)
Lineage: Eukaryota; Metazoa; Chordata; Actinopteri; Cichliformes; Cichlidae
Gene: kif1b
Product: kinesin family member 1B
Exons: 54
Coding region: 332-6220 (1962 amino acids)
Biological process (GO): microtubule-based movement
Molecular function (GO): ATP binding; microtubule motor activity; microtubule binding
Source: RefSeq, a predicted model, not a curated record